GGAACGGCUCUGAGGCUGACAGCAAGACGCAUGCGCCCCAGACUCCAUCGCGCAGCUAGCGGAGGUUCUGCGCAGGCGCCGUAGCCCAUAGCAACCGGCAGAAGGCGCUUUCCGCCGUUUCGAAUGGCGAAGGUGUGGUAGGCGGAGUCUUUUGGGGGUCGUGCAGCGGUGUGACGCGUGGGUAGUCUGAGGCCAGCAGUGGAGGGCAGAGCCUGGAGACCGUCGGGGCUCUCUCCGGUGCCACUUAUCAAAACUGCAAAUAGAGAACGAGGGAACAAGCAGGUGCAGCCCGAGGCUACAGGCGACGACGACUCCUGGGUGUCUCAGGGAGCAGCCAUGUCCGCCCUGUACCCAUCUCUGGAGGACCUGAAGGUGGACCAGGUCAUCCAGGCCCAGUCCAGGAUGCCUGCGCUGCUGCUCCCGGCGGCAGCCACCUCCACGUCUCCAGUUUUGUACCCAAACCUGGCGGAACUGGAUAGUUACAUGGGCCUUUCCCUCUCCAGCCAAGAGGUCCAGCAGAGCUUGUCUCCGAGCGCCGAGGGGAGCACGGUAGCCGUCUCUGGCUCCUGGGCAGGCCAGGUGGUGGCACCCGUGUCCGGGAACAACCUGGGCGUGCGGCGUGCGGAGAUCAAGCCUGGGGUGCGGGAGAUUCACCUGUGCAAGAACGAGCAGGGCAAGAUUGGGCUGCAGCUGCGCGCCAUCGACAAGGGGGUCUUUGUGCAGCUGGUUCAGGCCAACACCCCCGCGUCCCUUGUGGGGCUGCGCUUUGGGGACCAGAUCCUGCAGAUCAACGGGCAGGACUGCAGCGGGUGGAGCACGGACAAAGUCCACCGCGUGCUGAAGAAGGCGUUAGCCGAGAAGAUCGUCAUGGUUGUUCGCGAUAGGCCAUUCCAGCGGACUGUGACCAUGCACAAGGACAGCGCAGGCCAUGUGGGCUUCUUCAUCAAGAAGGGCAAGAUCACUUCCUUGAUCAAAGGGAGUUCCGCAGCCCGCAACGGGCUGCUCACCAACCACUACGUGUGUGAGAUCAACGGGCAGAACGUCAUCGGACUCAAGGACAAAGAUAUCACAAAGAUUUUGGGCACAGCUGGGAACGUCAUCACCCUGACCAUCAUCCCCUCUGUGAUCUAUGAGCACAUGGUCAAAAAGUUGUCCCCAACCCUGCUCCACCGCACCAUGGACCACUCCAUCCCAGAUGUCUGAAGCCACGAGGCCUCGGGCCCGCCCACCGUCCUGCAGGUGGGGGCAGCUGCCCUGGGCUGACAGACAGAUUGCAGCUGGCUUCUGCCUGGGGUUGGGGCCGCCGUAGGGGUGGGCAGUGUUCCAGGCGGGUGGACACGAGCUCGGGAAUGGAUCCUUCCCUUAUGCACAAAGCCUGGGACACUUGGCUGGGCUGAGGCCCAGUUCUUGGUCCUGGUUUAAAUGCUGGGCAUGUAGGCAGCCAGCUGCACACUUUUCAAGAUUCCGCCUGAACCAGGAAAGCAGCUCCACGUGUUGAGAACUCUUGGUGAGUUCUUAUGUGAUCUUAUGUGAUCUUCCACACGGUCUGCGUGCAGCCGUAAU
Molecule: messenger RNA, 1563 nt
Organism: Lepus europaeus (European hare)
Lineage: Eukaryota; Metazoa; Chordata; Mammalia; Lagomorpha; Leporidae
Gene: SDCBP2
Product: syndecan binding protein 2
Exons: 9
Coding region: 337-1203 (288 amino acids)
Cellular component (GO): plasma membrane; cytoplasm
Molecular function (GO): protein binding
Source: RefSeq, a predicted model, not a curated record